Molecule: messenger RNA, 519 nt
Organism: Mycena indigotica
Lineage: Eukaryota; Fungi; Basidiomycota; Agaricomycetes; Agaricales; Mycenaceae
Product: DUF1348-domain-containing protein
Exons: 2
Coding region: 1-519 (172 amino acids)
Source: RefSeq, a predicted model, not a curated record
AUGACCUCCCCAAUCGUCCCACCCUUCACGCCAGAAUCUGCUCGUCUCAAGGUCAAAGUCGCACAAAAUCUAUGGAACACCCGCGAUCCGGCAAGAGUUGCAAUGGCCUAUACUCCAGAUACUGUUUGGCGCAAUCGCACGACAUUCUUGCAAGGCAGAGAGGAGGUCGAGCGCUUCCUGGCCGAGAAAUGGGCGAAGGAGCAUUUCUAUGUCCUUCGCAAGGAGUUGUUUGCAUUCUCCGAUAACAAGAUCGCCGUGCAGUUCUUCUACGAGUGGAAUGCCUCUCCGGAUGGCACUGGCCAAUGGUAUAGAACAUACGGACUCGAGGAAAGCCUCGACUCUCUUCUUCCUCUCUGGCAAACACUCAAACUCCCCCCGCAGGACUGGACAUUCGAUCCUUCGGGUUUGAUGCGUAAAAGACAAAUGUCGGGGAACGAUCUCCCUAUAUCUGCGGAGGAGCGCUGGUUUAUGGAGGGUGUGGAUAUUGAGACAGUGGAUAUCAGCGAGAAGCACUUGUAG